UACAACUCCCAGAAGGUAGCGCGGCCUCAGCAGCGGGCGCUUUAGUUCCAAGGAGGACCACGGCCCCUUGGGCAGAAAGGGUUUUGUCGGGUGAGAGCUGCAGUUGGUGGUGCUGGCGCUGCUCGCCUCCUCCUGUGUCUGGCCGCCAUGAAGGACUCGCUGGUCCUGCUUGACCGUAUCCUGGCGCACCCGGACUCCCGCUGCUGGUUCCUGGCCUGGAACCCCUCCGGAACCCUGCUGGCCUCGUGCGGUGGCGACCGUAGCGUCCGCAUCUGGGGCACUGAGGGUGACAGCUGGAUCUGCAAAUCUGUCCUUUGUGAAGGCCACCAACGCACUGUGCGGAAGGUGGCCUGGUCUCCCUGCGGGAAUUACCUGGCCUCUGCCAGCUUUGAUGCUACCACGUGCAUUUGGAAGAAGAAGGAGGAUGACUUUGAGUGUGUGACCACUCUGGAGGGCCAUGAAAAUGAGGUGAAGUCAGUGGCUUGGGCCCCAUCUGGCAACCUCCUUGCCACCUGCAGCCGAGAUAAGAGUGUGUGGGUCUGGGAAGUUGAUGAAGAAGAUGAGUAUGAAUGUGUCAGUGUCCUCAACUCCCACACGCAGGAUGUCAAGCAUGUGGUUUGGCACCCAAGCCAGGAGCUGUUAGCCUCCGCCAGCUAUGAUGAUACAGUGAAGCUCUACCGAGAGGAAGAGGAUGACUGGGUAUGCUGUGCCACCCUUGAAGGCCACGAAUCCACCGUGUGGAGCUUGGCCUUUGACCCCAGUGGCCAACGCCUGGCGUCUUGCAGUGAUGACCGUACCGUACGCAUCUGGCACCAGUAUCUGCCAGGCAAUGAGCAAGGGGUGGCGUGCAGCGGCUCUGACCCCAGCUGGAAAUGUGUCUGCACUUUGUCAGGCUUCCACUCCAGGACCAUUUACGACAUCGCUUGGUGUCAGCUGACAGGGGCCCUGGCUACUGCUUGUGGGGACGAUGCCAUCCGAGUGUUUGAGGAGGACCCCGGCUCAGAUCCGCAGCAGCCCACCUUCUCCCUGAUGGCCCACUUGCCUCAGGCCCAUUCUCAGGAUGUCAACUGUGUGGCCUGGAACCCUAAGGAGCGGGGGCUCCUGGCCUCCUGCAGUGAUGAUGGAGAGUUGGCCUUCUGGAAGUAUCAGCGGCCUGAAGGCCUCUGAGCCACCUUGACUUUGGACAGAAUCAUGGUUCCCUGGAAAAUGUCGUAAGACUUUCCCAGCCCCUGAGAGGACCUGGAGAAGCAUCCUUGACCUUCUUUUGACUUGGCCCUCCUCCAUUCGGACUUGGGUAGAAGUGCAGAGCCACAGAACCAUUCACGCUUUCCCCUCCUUUGACACGCGGUCCUUGGAAAGGGCUAGAGUACUUAUGCCGGAUUUUGCUUGCUUUAGGGCACAGUGUUAAAUUUGGGGGGAGUGAAUAUCCUACUUUAUAAUCACCAUAUCUAUAUGUAGGAGAGAUGUAUUUCAGCUCUUUCUAAGACUGUAAGCCUUAUAGAAAUAAUCUGAGUCCCAAGUCCUAUUUUAUAUUAUAAGGACAUUCACCGUCUAAAAGAAUUCCAUGGUGAGUCCUUUUCUGAAAUAGGUCCUGCCUUCCCAAUUUCUGGGUAAAUCCUUGCAUUUAAGACAUUCAGUCAAUAUUGAAAGAAACUUUUUAAUGUAGGUUAAUUUAGAGUAAGAGACACCUCUGCCUUCCCUUAGAAACCGUCAUGUACUUUCUAUGUAUGCUGUGUGUUGUGAUGACAGCCGGGAACUACUGAGAAAUGAACAGGGAGGAUGUGAACCCUAAAAGGGAGAGUCGUUGGCCACAGGUCAUACGUUCUCAGUGGAGAUGAGAACUGGUUCUUGGGUGGUGGGCAAAAAAACCUUAGAGACAAUAAUUUAUGGCCUCCAAAGAACCACAGUACAUAAGUACACAGUCUGUCUGUUGUAUUAGAUUUUCAUGGUGGGGGUGAGCAGGAGAGAGAUGCCAAAUAAGGUCCCUUAGAGGAAUGAUGAUGAAAAAAAGUAGCGAAACACUGGCACAGGCAGACAGUGCUUCGGUCCUACUCAGGUUGUCUUUUGACAGGCACUUCCACAUGGGUUUUGACUCAAGGACUGUCCUCAAGGCCACAGCCUUCACGUACAUUUUUUACACCACAGAAAUCAUGACCUUAGAUUUUGAAAAGACAGCUGGGGCAGUACCUGGAGCAGUGGUUCUCAAAAUGUGGUCUUCCGGUCCCUGGAAAUCCCUAGAGCUUUCCAGGAGAGCUCAAGAGGUCAGCUGUUGGUGCCUUGGCAGGAAUCAAGGCAAUGGAGCCAAAUUCUGUAGUUGUGUCUCCAUGACUUGCUCUCAGUAAAAAUAUUGCCAACUUCAUUUAGAAAUGUCCUCGAUAGAACCAAUAAAAAUGACUUGUAUGAAACCUUGA
Messenger RNA from Camelus dromedarius (Arabian camel), 2411 nucleotides. RefSeq names its product cytosolic iron-sulfur assembly component 1 (gene CIAO1). The transcript is spliced from 7 exons. The record is from RefSeq and is a predicted model, not a curated record. Gene Ontology annotation, molecular function: protein binding. Gene Ontology annotation, biological process: iron-sulfur cluster assembly. Gene Ontology annotation, cellular component: cytosolic [4Fe-4S] assembly targeting complex. Lineage: Eukaryota; Metazoa; Chordata; Mammalia; Artiodactyla; Camelidae. Bases 148 to 1167 code for a protein of 339 amino acids.